CGUGAGGAGCAGAGAGCGUGAGGCAGGAGGAAGAGGAAGAGUGCGCGCGAGUUUGUGCGCGUGCGUGUGGUCGACAUCGCUGUCCACAGAGAGCAGGGAAGAACAGCAGUGGGGAAAAACUGUGGGACCCAGCCAUGGAGAGGGAGCAGAUGGAAAUGUCCGCAGCCAAACCCCAACAAAAUGGAAAUAUCGGGGAGACUGAAAAAGAUGACUCGAAGAAAGGGAAGAAGAAAAAGGAGAAGCCUCCUAAGAUGCCCAUGAUUAGCCCCAUCAAAGUGUUUAGGUUUGCAGACCGCUGGGAUGUCUUAAUGAUUAUAGCUGGGACGGUGAUGUCAAUGGCAAACGGCGUAGUGCUUCCACUCAUGUGCAUUGUCUUCGGCGACAUGACGGACAGCUUCGUAGCGCAGGCUUUCCCCAACUCCACAAACAGCACCUUAGAAGAGGAAAUGACUGGCCAUGCCAUAUACUUCUCCAUCAUGGGAGCUGGGGUGCUGGUUGCAGCCUACCUACAGGUGGCCCUCUGGACCCUGGCAGCCGGUCGGCAGGUCAAACGCAUCCGCAUCCUGUUUUUCCACCAAAUCAUGCGGCAAGAUAUUGGCUGGUUUGACGUCAAUGAGACGGGAGAGCUCAACACGCGUCUCACAGAUGACGUCUAUAAGAUCCAAGAAGGUAUCGGUGACAAGGUGGGGAUGCUGAUCCAGGGUUUCACCAGCUUUGUUGUGUCUUUUAUCAUCGGCUUGAGCAAAGGCUGGAAGCUCACUCUGGUCAUCCUGGCUGUGAGCCCCGUGCUUGGCGUUUCUGCUGCUCUUUUCAGUAUGGUGCUCACAACGUUCACCAGUAAAGAGCAGACUGCAUAUGCUCAAGCCGGUGCUGUAGCCGAGGAGGUGAUCUCUUCAAUCAGGACUGUGUUUGCCUUCAGUGGUCAAGAGAAGGAGAUUGAGAGAUAUCAUAAGAACCUAGAGGAUGCUAAGAGGAUGGGAAUAAAGAAGGCGAUCUCUGCUAACAUUUCCAUGGGUGUUACCUUCCUCUUUAUGUACCUGUCCUAUGCUCUGGCCUUCUGGUAUGGCAGUACACUCAUCCUGAGUGGAGAGUACACGAUUGGAAUCGUACUCACUGUCUUCUUUUCUGUGCUCAUUGGCGCUUUCUCACUGGGACAGACCUCUCCCAACAUCCAGACCUUUGCGAGUGCUCGGGGAGCUGCGUAUAAAGUGUACAACAUCAUUGAUCACGUGCCCAGUAUCGACAGCUAUUCAGAGGCUGGCUACAAACCUGAAUCCAUCAAAGGAGACAUCGAGUUCAAGAACGUCCACUUCAGCUACCCCUCCAGGGCCGAUAUCAAAGUGUUAAAUGGCCUGAACUUGACUGUGAAGAGGGGGCAGACCUUUGCCUUGGUGGGAAGCAGUGGCUGUGGUAAAAGUACCACAAUCCAGCUGCUGCAGCGGUUCUACGAUCCUCAGGAAGGAAACGUGUUUGUUGACGGUCACGAUCUUCGUUCUCUUAACGUCCGACACCUGAGGGAGAUGAUCGGGGUGGUGAGCCAGGAGCCCAUCCUCUUCGCCACCACCAUCACAGAGAACAUCCGAUAUGGCCGAACCGAUGUGACGCAGGAGGAGAUCGAACAAGCUGCCAAGGAAGCAAACGCUUAUGACUUCAUUAUGAAGCUACCCGAUAAGUUUGAGACUCUGGUGGGAGAUCGGGGGACUCAGAUGAGCGGAGGACAAAAGCAGAGGAUCGCCAUCGCCCGAGCUUUAGUCCGCAACCCCAAAAUCCUCCUGUUGGAUGAAGCCACAUCUGCGCUCGAUGCUGAGAGUGAGACCAUCGUGCAGGCGGCGCUUGAUAAGGUCCGGUUGGGUCGAACCACACUAAUCGUGGCUCACCGCCUUUCAACAAUCAGAAACGCUGAUGUUAUUGCCGGCUUCAAAGAUGGCAAGGUUGUAGAGGUGGGAACUCACAGCGAGCUGAUGGAAGGAAAGGGAGUCUACCAAACACUGGUCUCCAUGCAGACGUUUCAGAAAAAUGCGGAGGAGGAGCAUGAGCAGUCUGCAGAUGAGAGAAGCCCAGGAAUCAGGUCGUUGUCUGAGUCUUCUCUCUUCAAGAGGAAGAGCACAAAAGGCGCAUCCUUUAAAACUUCAGGAGACAAAGAGGAAAAGGAAAAGUUGACUGGUGAUAACUUGGAGGAUGAAGACGUUCCCCCUGUGUCGUUCCUCAAAGUGAUGGCUCUGAACACUUCAGAGCUGCCAUACAUUCUGUUGGGGACCCUUUGUGCCAUCAUCAAUGGUGCAAUGCAGCCUGCGUUUGCUGUCGUCUUCUCAAAGAUCAUCAAUGUGUUUAUAGAACCGGACCAAGACAUUGUCAGACAAAGAUCAGUUUUCUUUUCCCUCAUGUUUGCUGCUAUUGGAGCGGUUUCCUUUGUCACCAUGUUUCUACAGGGUUUCUGUUUUGGUAAAUCUGGAGAGGUCCUCACCUUGAAGCUGAGACUGAGGGCCUUUAAGUCCAUGAUGAGGCAGGAUCUGGGCUGGUUUGACCAACCCAAAAACAGUGUUGGUGCGCUCACUACGAGACUGGCCACAGAUGCAGCCCAAGUGCAGGGGGCCGCAGGCGUGCGUAUGGCCACGCUCGCCCAGAACCUCGCCAACAUGGGCACCGGUUUGAUCUUGGGUUUUGUGUACGGCUGGGAGCUGACUCUGCUGCUCCUGUCUCUGGUGCCCAUCAUUGGAGUGGCUGGAGCCAUUCAGAUGAAGAUGCUCGCCGGACACGCUGCUGAAGACAAGAAGGAGCUGGAGAAGGCUGGAAAGAUUGCCACAGAGGCCAUCGAGAACAUCCGCACCGUGGUCUGCCUCACAAGAGAGGAAAAGUUUGAAGCUUUGUAUCAGGAGAACCUCGACGUGCCCUACAAAAACUCAAAGAAAAUGGCACACAUCUACGGCCUCACCUUCUCCUUUUCCCAGGCGAUGAUCUAUUUCGCUUAUGCGGGCUGUUUCCGUUUUGGUGCUUGGCUCGUUAUAGCGGGAAGGAUGAGUGUCGAAGGUGUCUUCCUUGUGAUUUCAGCCGUUCUGUUUGGUGCCAUGGCCGUCGGUCAAGUCAACUCCUUCGCUCCAAACUACGCCAAGGCCAAACUGUCUGCUGCCCACAUCAUGAUGCUGUUAAACAAGAAGCCUGCCAUUGAUAAUCUGUCAAAGGACGGACACUGUCCGGACCAAUUUGAUGGUAAUGUGACCUUUGAGAGGGUCAAGUUUAAUUAUCCUUCACGUCCUGAUGUACCCAUCCUGCAAGGGCUGAAUCUGAGUGUGAAGAAGGGAGAGACUCUGGCCUUGGUGGGAAGCAGCGGCUGUGGGAAGAGCACCACCAUCCAGCUGCUGGAGAGGUUCUAUGACCCACUGGAUGGGAAAGUGGUGUUGGACAAAUCUGAUGCCAAAAACUUGAACAUUCACUGGUUGAGGUCCCAGAUAGGCAUCGUCUCCCAGGAGCCCGUGCUGUUCGACUGCUCUUUGGCUGAAAACAUUGCCUAUGGAGACAACAGCCGCAAAGUCAGCAUGGACGAGAUAGAGGCAGCGGCCAAAGCAGCCAACAUUCACAACUUCAUAGAGGGUUUGCCACUGAAAUAUGACACGCAGGCAGGUGAUAAGGGGACACAGCUGUCUGGUGGUCAGAAGCAGCGAAUAGCCAUAGCCCGAGCCAUCCUCCGCAACCCCAAACUGCUGCUGCUGGAUGAGGCCACUUCUGCACUGGACACUGAGAGCGAGAAGGUGGUGCAGGAGGCUCUGGACCAGGCCAGCAAGGGCAGGACGUGCAUCGUCGUGGCCCACCGUCUGUCCACCAUCCAGAACGCAGACCGCAUUGCUGUAUUCCAGGGAGGAGUCGUGGUGGAGCAGGGGACGCAUCAGCAGCUGCUGGCAAAGAAGGGGGUCUACCACAUGCUUGUCAACAGACAGAUGGGACACGGUGACAAAUAACCCGUAGUGUCCAUAAUCUUGAGAAUUCUGGAUUAAACACUGGUGCCUUAGAUCAUCACUCCUCCCAUGCAGAUUCAGACUGUGGCUUAAACCUAAAUGUAUAAAGUCUGAAUUGGCCGUCACUUUUGCAUGUCUUUCCCACAAGAGAUUUUUGACAUGUUUGGGGUGCAGGUGUAAAUAGGGAUGGGUAUCGUUUAGGUUUUAUCUGAUACCAGUGCCAAACCGGUACUUUUGAAACUGUGCCGGUGCUUAAACGGUGCUCAAACUGGUGCUUAAAGAAUGGAGAACGCAAACUUUGUCCAAAAACCUCUCAUGUUUAGCUGUUUUGUUUUGUUUGUUUUUUUUUGUAAAAAGAUAACAGUGUUAGCCUUUUCUGCAGUUAUAGAGCAUAUAUGGUACCACUAUUGGCUGGAAGCAGUGUUUAAACAAUGGAAAAAAACACAAACUUUGUCUAAAAACCUCUCAUAUUUAGCUGUUUUCCACUUUUUCUUGGUCAUUUUAGCCUUUUUGGCCAGGGUGAAGGGAGUAUCUGCCAUCAAACAAGAAGACAGCCGCAUGUAAAUAUGAUGGUGUUUGCUAGUUCACAUUACAUGCAUUAAUUUAAUAAUGUGGUUAGCCUACUCAACGUAAAUUACACAUGAACAACAUUAAGCUACUCACCCAGAGAAGAACGGCUGCUGCUGCCAUCAUCAUCUGAAAAGAAGAAAGAAAACAAAAAAAAAACGCUAUGCGUCGCCAGGUGUUUCAUCAGAUUCGAGGUGUUACCUCCUUUGCACAGUAUCACCUUAAAGUACUUGUUGCAGGCUGCUGAGUUUGCAUCUUUUGCUGUGAAGUACAGCAAGACUUUUGAACGCUUCGCCUUGGGCAUUUUUAGUCUGUAGCUCUGCUCUAAAAGAACUUGCGUACCUGGGCCCGCCUACUAUCCUUGGAAAGGUAAAAUGAUUGGCUAGAAUCCAAAGUGUAUGACAUCUCAGGGGGAAAAAAGCACCGAAAUGAGUGCUGCUUUUCGGUCUAGUUACUACUGUUUUAGGAUACCGGUACCCAUCCCUAGGUGUAAAUGGUAAAACUGAUUUGUUUUUUGUGCGUACUCACUGUUUGUGGAUACAAGUUGAUUAAUGUGUGCUUUUCCUGCUAAGCUAAGUGGCAGAUUUGGCUUUUAAAGAGCCUUUUUUGUGCAAGUAGGAAAAGUGACCUUUGAGGUAGAUAUUUUUACUUGUAGGGAGAACACUGGAAUUAAAAAUGGCUGCAUUCUUUUUAAACGGGCUAAACAAGUAAAUGCAAUGACCAGUCCUCUUUGAUCGUUUGUCUAUGCACUGUGGUUUUAUUCCUCUGAUGAUGGGAUCAUCACUGUCUGGAAUAGUUUUGGGUGAAAUCUUUAAUAUUUAUACUGUAAGUUAUGACUCAGUUCAGCGUCUUGGAUUGAGUUGGAGGACCAAAAUGCCUGAGCAGUUAAAGCCUGGGAAAUGCUGCACAAAUGUUAAUUUUCAUUUGCAAAGUUUCUGUGGAAUUCACUUAAAAUGUAAUUUUGUUUCUAUUUUUUAGAGGAUGUGCUGCUUUGUAACUGUUAAUGUUUUAUAUUCAAAUAAAGGUU
Molecule: messenger RNA, 5544 nt
Organism: Pelmatolapia mariae (spotted tilapia)
Lineage: Eukaryota; Metazoa; Chordata; Actinopteri; Cichliformes; Cichlidae
Product: ATP-dependent translocase ABCB1-like
Exons: 28
Coding region: 135-3953 (1272 amino acids)
Biological process (GO): transmembrane transport
Cellular component (GO): plasma membrane
Molecular function (GO): ABC-type transporter activity; ATP binding; ATP hydrolysis activity
Source: RefSeq, a predicted model, not a curated record